Molecule: messenger RNA, 892 nt
Organism: Caenorhabditis sp. 36 PRJEB53466
Lineage: Eukaryota; Metazoa; Nematoda; Chromadorea; Rhabditida; Rhabditidae
Source: the annotation of a GenBank genome assembly
AUGGAUGUGCGUUAUCUAAUAAAUAAUUACGAAGUUUUCAGUUUCUACUUACAGAACGCUCCGCCUCCGACAGAGAAGCACGUGUGGGUCAGACUCGUUCAUCUUCUGCUUUCUCCUCGAGCUGGGCUGAAUAUUUCGUUACCGGCUCAGAAGUGUGUCAACAACUAUCACGAGGGAUCGAAAGGCGUUGUCGACUUGUAUCAGAAAGCACUGAUGCCGUGUAUGGAGAAAGCGGCUCGUCAGAACCGAGACAAACUCAUCGAGUUUUGGAAAACAGGUUAAUUCUAAAUGUUCCCUGUGGAUGUGCCCACUAGCGUUUACAGAAACUCCUGAAACCCUGGCGGACUGUUUCUUAAGCUCGUCGAUCAGGUUCCUGCGAAUUGCGACCGGAUGCGUCACCUGGAGCAUCAUGGGAAACAAUGGUCUCUUUCUCCACGUGACUCACAGAACUUACGAGUUCUACUACGGAAAACUGCUGAUUUACAAGGGGAAAAUCAGAGUGUUCACGGCACGAAACGGAAGACAGGUCUACAAGGGAGUCGAAGUACUGGAUGAUCUGAGAACUGUAAUGCAACUCGUGCGCCACGCCCGAAUUAUCACGUUCAAUGCAAUAAUUCACAGUUAGUUUUCAGAGAAGACAUCGUCCUUCUAAAUUAGCUUUCCAGCAUACGACUAUGGAAAUGCGUGCACCUGUGGCAUCACUCAAGUGGCGUCUCAUUUCGGUUUCGAGCCAGGAUUCGUGUUCGAGCCGAGAUCCAAUGAUCAGAUAGAUCUUGUGGUAGCCCAGAGAAAUCAGCUGCAUGAGCUGGAACAGGAACUCGAAGCAAAUGAGAAUACGGACAGAGGAUACACUUCGUGCACCUAUGAGAAACCGUUCCUUACCAUCCGCUGA